Messenger RNA from Syngnathus typhle (broad-nosed pipefish), 3425 nucleotides. RefSeq names its product delta/notch-like EGF repeat containing (gene dner). Gene Ontology annotation, biological process: establishment or maintenance of epithelial cell apical/basal polarity; heterophilic cell-cell adhesion. The record is from RefSeq and is a predicted model, not a curated record. Gene Ontology annotation, molecular function: calcium ion binding. Gene Ontology annotation, cellular component: plasma membrane; protein-containing complex. The coding region runs from base 301 to 2544 and encodes 747 amino acids. NCBI's taxonomy places the organism in Eukaryota, Metazoa, Chordata, Actinopteri, Syngnathiformes, Syngnathidae. The transcript is spliced from 13 exons.
UGGAAGGCCACCUCCAAUCAGAGGCUGCAGUUGAUAAGAGGACAGCAUCACUAUGACUGCCAAGAGAGGGAGUGUGUACAAGGGGAGGCGGGGUGUGAGUGUGGGUGCUCAUGUCGUCACUGCCUAAGACACCGUACAGAGCAAAGCGCCCACCCUCUCGCGCCUUCUGUUCUCCUCCUGCAUCCCAACCGUCCCAGUCAGACGGCUUUCAGUGUUGCUUGCCUGAGCCCAGCAGAGACUCCACAUUCUGGCAGUGAGCCACGAUCUGCAGAGCCAAAACAGACAAGUACGAGCAUCAGGAUGAGCUUGAGCAUCGCGCAUCCCUUGUCCCUCCUUCUCCUGCUCCCUUCGCUCCUCAACUGCGGCAUCGGCGCCGUCCCCUCCCCGUUCCAGCUGGUCCCGGACACCCCUGCCCCGGCUGAGCCCACGCCGACCCGGCUCGCGCCUCGGCCGGACCCCUGCGAAGGUCAACCCUGUCUCAACGAGGGAUUCUGCCUGGCCAGCCCAGAGGACACCUGGGAGUACACCUGUACGUGUGGUCAGGGCUUCACUGGACGUAACUGUGAGUUCUUCACAGACCCGUGUUCCAGCAGUCCCUGUCUCCAUGGAAACUGCAGCCUGCACAAUGGCGAAGAGGAGGGGGAGCCGACUUACACCUGUGAAUGUAGCGAAGGCUACGAGGGGCCGAAGUGCGAUCAAAUCGUGCUGGCCGGGGAUGAAUGGGAACCUGUCUCCCCAUCAGCACCUGAACUCGCCACCCCUGUCACCUCCACAACUUCAGCCGCCACUCAGCCCCCACACCCAACCAGCGUGUCCCCCAGCACAACAUCACCACCACCCACCCUGCCGCCAUGGCAACACAAAACUGGCCAGCGGCUUGUGGUGGUGCUGUGGGAGCCCGACAGGGUGACUGAGGGUCUCCACUGCGUGAGCCCAGAGCUGUGUGAGUUGACAGCAACGCUGACUUUAUCUCUGGAGGUACCAGAGGAAACGGCUGUGAAGCUGGUGGUGAAUGCUGGUGGAGCUCCGGUGCUGUGGCGUGUGAAUGAAGAAGGCUUCCUGCGUUCUUCUUUUACAAAUGGCUCUAAAAUGUGGUUCUUGCAAGCCUCAAAUGGGCUGGUGGUCCCUGACCAUGCCUUGCCUCUGGGACAAAACUACUUCCUCAGUGUGAUCCAGGUGGAUUCCCCCACAGCACCAGAGGUCACCUUGCGUCUCAACCUGACGGUGAAAGCUAGCAGUUGUGUGGAGCCUGGCAGCAGCUUUAGUGACCCCCAGUGCUCGGGCAAAGGCAAAUGUGUCACACAGCCUUCUGAGAGCACCUUCUUUUGCGAGUGUGAUGACAGCUACACAGGAAUCUUCUGUGAGGAAUUUGAUGCCUGUCAUCACCGCCCUUGUCGUAACAAUGCCACCUGCACUGAUGUUAGGCAGGGUGGCCAAGGACACAACUUCACAUGUUCCUGUCAAUCAGGUUAUGAGGGUGAAUGCUGCCAAUCGCUGGUGAAUCACUGCCUCUCUCAUCCCUGUGAGAAUGGAGCCACCUGCUCCAGCAGCCUGGCUGGGCCCAGGUGCUUCUGUCCUGAAGGAUUUCAGGGGCCCACAUGUGAGCAGAAGGUGGAUCCGUGUGCUUCUCGGCCUUGCCACAACAAUGGAACCUGCUUCCCUCAGGGCCCCAGCCCUCUGGGUUUUGGCUGCAGCUGCACGUCAGGUUUCACCGGCCCUACCUGUGCCCAGUUGGUGAAUUUCUGUGCUUUGAACCCGUGUGCCCAUGGAGUGUGUCGCAGCGCGGGCAACAGUUACAGGUGUCUUUGUGUGCCAGGCUACCAUGGCUUGUACUGUGAGGAGGAGUACAAUGAGUGUCUGUCCGCGCCCUGCCAGAACUAUGCCACCUGCCGGGACCUCAUCAAUGCCUACGAGUGUGCCUGCACACCACAGUUUGAAGGCAGACACUGUGAAAUUUACAAGGACCCCUGUCUGAAAAUGCGCUGCCUCAAUGGAGGUCAUUGCGAGAGUGCAGGAUUGAAUGCUUCUUGUACCUGCCCACCUGGAUACACAGGAGAGCGAUGUGAGGUCGACAUCGACGAGUGUGAGAGCAACCCGUGUCAUCACGGCGGAACUUGUAUUGACCAAUCGCAUGGCUACACCUGCCGCUGUCACCCCGGAUGGGUGGGGCCAGGCUGUGAGAUCCACCUGCAAUGGAAGCCGCCUCACUCGGAGGAAACUCUGACUAACAUGCCCCGCCACUCCCUCUACAUCAUCAUUGGCGCCUUGUGUGUGGCCUUUGUCCUCAUGCUCAUCAUCCUCAUCGUGGGCAUCUGUCGCAUUAGCCGCAUCGAGUACCAGGGCUCUUCACGACACGCCUACCAGGAGUUUUACAACUGCCGCAGCAUUGACAGCGAAUUCAGCAACGCCAUCGCUUCCAUUCGCCAUGCCAGAUUUGGCAAGAAGUCUCGGCCUGCCAUGUACGACGCCACUCCAAUCAACUAUGAAGACUACAGUCCAGAUGACAAACCUUUGGUGACCCUCAUUAAAACAAAGGAUUUGUAAAGCAGUGUUGCACCCAUGUAUACAGGUUUAUAUAUGGGAAAAAAUAAUCUGAAUGUAAAAUACAAGAAAAAUAACAACCCACGAUAUGAUAUCCGUAGUUUAAAAAGUACAACAAAGGAAUUUGAUACAUCUAUUUUCCUGUUAACGUUCACGCUUAGGCUUCGCUGUAGCAUAAGAGCACCACUGGCGCAGUAAACUCAUGCGGGCCAAAAGUAACAGGAACCCUCUGCUACAAAAUAACAACGUCCGCUCACAACUCCCUCUCGGUCUGUUUGCUGUCAGGCGACUCAAAACCGACAACGGUUGGUGCAGGAAAUAGAUAUCACCGCAUAUGCUGAAUAUUUUUAUAUCUAAAGUCAAUUCUGCAGUAGGUUGCCUUACUUCAUGCAUGGUUACAUUUGUUGCUCAGAUUAGGACGUCCUUUCAUUGGUUGCUCUUUCCCUUUGCAGAUGUAUUACUACUCUAAAGAUUGUGCCAAAUCAUUAUUUUGUGCUUGGUAGACAAUUUACAUACAUGUAUAAGAAUAUUCCAGAUUUAAGGGACAUUUUUGUUCCUUUUAGUAAUGCCUAUUGUGUUUGUUCUUUACAUGCAAGUUCCUCGCUGGUGUAUUAAUGAUCAAGAAUGUGCAUCUGCUAGAUUACUGUAAUUCUACCAUCCUGCUGUGUGUAAAUUAGUGAACUGUAGGGUAGACAGUUGGUAUGAUUAUAACUGUACAGUUUGUUCGGUGUACUGUACCUGUUUCUGUUCUAGAGCACUAACUCACACCAAGUAUUGAUCGUACAGUAUGGUUUCUUCUGACCUAUAGAUGUGUAUUGAACACUUAUUGCUUAUAUUACCUAUGUUGAAUAAUGUAAAGAUUAAAGUGAACCAUAUACGUCAAA